UCUCAUCCUCCGAUCAUCACUCAUCAUCUCCAACUCUUCUUUCUCUCUCCUUAAACUUCCGCCAUUGUUAACAUGCUUCUCAGAGCUUCUCCAGCUUUCUCUCUCCUCGCCAACAAUGGCGUCGAUGCUCAAUCUCUCUCAUCGCCGAAUUCUCUUUCCAAUUCUCUGACCUCUUCUUCGUCAUUUCUCCGAAUUCCGUCGGCGAAAAACCCUAACGGAGGUUUUUCUGUUUCGGCGGCUUUGCCGGAAUCUAACAGUAGGCCAUUAACCGGCGUCAUUUUCGAGCCGUUUGAGGAGGUUAAGAAGGAGCUUUCUAUGGUUCCUACUGUUCCUCAGGUUUCUCUCGCUCGUCAGAAGUAUACCGAUGAGUGUGAAGCCGCCAUUAAUGAACAAAUCAAUGUGGAAUACAACGUUUCUUACGUUUACCACGCGAUGUUUGCUUACUUUGAUCGGGACAAUGUGGCACUCAAGGGUCUUGCAAAGUUUUUCAAGGAAUCUAGUGAGGAAGAAAGAGAGCAUGCUGAAAAAUUGAUGGAAUAUCAGAACAAGCGUGGUGGGAAAGUGAAAUUGCAAUCAAUUCUGAUGCCACUUUCUGAAUUUGAUAAUGAAGAGAAAGGAGAUGCUUUGCACGCAAUGGAGCUUGCCUUGUCCUUGGAGAAACUCACAAAUGAAAAGUUGCUGAACUUGCACCAAGUAGCUGAGAAAAGUAAUGAUGUGCAAUUGCAAGAAUUUGUUGAGGGCGAGUUCUUAAACGAACAGGUUGAAGCCAUAAAGAAAAUCUCAGAAUAUGUUGCUCAGCUUAGGAGAGUUGGCAAGGGACAUGGUGUAUGGCACUUCGACCAGGUGCUUCUUCAGGAGGGAGACGCUGCUGCUGCAUAGAGAAUUUGAUUUCCUUGAAGAUUAUUCUCGACAUAUGGGAGGAUUGAACAGAGCUUGUCAUUUAACUACUCAAUUCUGGAAUUGGGUGAACUUAGUUCCACUUGUUUUGCCUUUGGUAAUUUUGCUCAAACGGGAUGUAAACUUGAAUUUAGUAGGAUCUAUGUAGGAAAUAUGAGUUAGGAAGAAUGUGACUGUUAUAGUGCUAUCUUUAGUCUUUACCCCCUACGUUUUGAUAGAAUUAAGUUUUACUUUGCAUGUUGAUUUCCUUUUUCGGAUUUCCAUCUUAUUUUGGCUCUAUUGCCUUUUCUGAGAAAAUAGCGAGGCUUUGCUCGAUUGCCCUGUGCA
Molecule: messenger RNA, 1224 nt
Organism: Beta vulgaris subsp. vulgaris (sugar beet)
Lineage: Eukaryota; Viridiplantae; Streptophyta; Magnoliopsida; Caryophyllales; Amaranthaceae
Product: ferritin-3, chloroplastic
Exons: 8
Coding region: 73-879 (268 amino acids)
Biological process (GO): iron ion transport; intracellular iron ion homeostasis
Cellular component (GO): cytoplasm
Molecular function (GO): ferrous iron binding; ferric iron binding
Source: RefSeq, a predicted model, not a curated record